Ornithodoros turicata is the source of this 1020-nucleotide messenger RNA. RefSeq lists its product as uncharacterized. The record is from RefSeq and is a predicted model, not a curated record. The transcript is spliced from 3 exons. NCBI's taxonomy places the organism in Eukaryota, Metazoa, Arthropoda, Arachnida, Ixodida, Argasidae. Bases 1 to 1020 code for a protein of 339 amino acids.
AUGGGAAGCGCCAUCUCGGGGACGCGGUUGCAACUGGGGCGGCCAUCUUUGUGUUGUCGAGAGGUAUCUUUUCAUCGUUUCCCUAAAGACGGUACACAGUUCAAGAAGUGGAUCAUCGCCAUAAAGAGAGAUGAAGGCCCUGAUUUUAGUGUGACCAAGUACACAAAGUGGUCACCGACUUCUCAGAGACACAGCUGUGCCAAAGGAAGCCGGAAGCCACCAAAACAGCGUGCUGCACCACUGCUACCACGAUCACCAGCCGCACAGUCAAGUCAAGCACAAGAGCCAACCGAAACCGUAGAUGUUCCGACCGAGGAAUAUGACAUACCCAUCACCGACAGUGACAUGAAUGGCGACAACUCUAUCGAACCUGCCUUUAAUGCCCCAAGCACAGAGGGGCAGGAGCAUCUGCUAUCUAUCAUCGUAGGGAAGGAUCAAGAAAUAUUGAAAUUUCGAGACAAGUGUUCUGCCUUAGAGGAACAGCUUACAUCUGCCAGGGCAGCCACCCACGAACUGCGGGCACAAAAUGAAUCUCUAGCGUGCCAGCUUGACGAAGAAAAACAAAGGACAUCAAAUUUUUCCCUCGAAAAGUUCAAGCAUUCGGAUGAAGAUAUCAUGCUUUACACCGGUUUGCCCUGCUAUGAACAGUUCAUGAGUUUGAUGGAGUUCUUGGACCCAGGUGAACGUGGUUGUAAUGUUUUGCGCACUGAGGGCAGCAGUAGUACAACAAAGUCUACUGCAGGCCGGAAAAGAAAACUUAGUGUAGAAGAUGAACUCUUCUUGGUCUUAGUUCGACUGCGACUUGGUCUGCUUGAGGCUGACCUAGGUCACAGGUUUUGCGUCACGCAAUCUGCGGUAUCCAGGAUAUGCACGUCAUGGAUAAACUUCAUGUAUGCCAAGCUCUGCACCCUGCCUCUUUGGGCCCCAAGGGAAGUCAUCGAUGCAACAAUGCCGAUCGAGUUUCUGCACAAAUAUGCUUCAACAAGGGUGAUCCUUGAUGCGACCGAAAUACGCUGUUAA